GAGACAUAGAAAAUUGCAAGUUGUGUUUUUGGACAUUAAAUCUGCUCAUGAGUCAUGGCUUCUUCAGUCCAUGAGCUUUCUGGUAAAAUAGAAACUCAUGACAAACAAGAACAGAAAGAUUCACAAUUCAAAAUCCAACCACCAAUUCCUCCAGCAAGAAACUCUGCAGUCUACUCGGAAUUACCUCACUCCAUGGCACCUCCUGGACACUACCCAUAUCCAGAUCCUUACUAUAGAAGCAUCUUUGCACCACCUAAUUGUGACCCACAAGCGUAUCCGCCACGACCUUAUGAGACCGGGGUUCAUGCACAUUUAAUGGGAGUCCAGCAGCAACAAUGUGUGCCUUUACCAUCUGAUGCAGUGGAGGAACCUGUUUUCGUCAACGCAAAGCAAUACCACGGGAUACUGAGACGAAGGCAAUCCAGAGCAAAGCUUGAAUCUCAGAAUAAAGUUGUCAAGUCACGUAAGCCUUAUCUGCAUGAGUCUCGGCAUUUACAUGCGAUAAGACGACCUAGAGGGUGUGGCGGUCGGUUUCUCAAUGCCACCAAGAAGGAAGAGGAGCAUCACGAAGGCAGUCAUGUUGAAGAAAAGUCCAUGGCUGCUUCUGGUGGUACGUCGUGAAAGAAGAACAAACACGUAGCGCAGCGGUGUCCUUUGUUGGCUCUGUUUGGUCUCAGCCUUUCGGUGUCUUUAGUGUUAUGAUAUACAAAUCUUUGUAGAAAUGAAUAGAAGGAUCUUGCGACGAAUUAGACAAAGUCGGGCUUUGACUUGUGAUUAAAAAUAAAGCCCACGAGGAAAGGAAAAUAAAAAGAAACAAUGUCAUCAUGAAGCUUUUGGUUAAGAAACAGUGCUCUACUGAUAUUGUUUUAUUGUAAGAUAUCUUUGUAAUAAAACGAAGAAUGAAACAAGAAUCCACAAUAACGAGCGACAAAAAUGGUCUGGUACUAUGGCAA
Eruca vesicaria subsp. sativa (arugula) is the source of this 953-nucleotide messenger RNA. The record is from the annotation of a GenBank genome assembly. NCBI's taxonomy places the organism in Eukaryota, Viridiplantae, Streptophyta, Magnoliopsida, Brassicales, Brassicaceae.